Molecule: messenger RNA, 228 nt
Organism: Dentiscutata erythropus
Lineage: Eukaryota; Fungi; Glomeromycota; Glomeromycetes; Diversisporales; Gigasporaceae
Source: the annotation of a GenBank genome assembly
AUGUCUUACUAUAAGAAAGCUAAAGCAACUAGAAAAAAAUUUGGUAAUAUAUUAUUAGGCUUCAGACCCAAGCCCACUACUUCAAGAUCUUCUACAAAUCUAAAAAAGAGAGAAGUUGAAGUUGAUGAUGUUGAUCCUACUGAGGCUGGCCCUACAACAUCUGUUGAGCUUUCAGAUGAUGGUUCUCUUGCAUCUGAAGUACCUAUUACUUCAGCAACUUUUUCAAGA